Messenger RNA from Candoia aspera, 3234 nucleotides. It is a transcript of the gene LOXL4, whose product is annotated as lysyl oxidase like 4. Lineage: Eukaryota; Metazoa; Chordata; Lepidosauria; Squamata; Candoiidae. Bases 16 to 2265 code for a protein of 749 amino acids. The record is from RefSeq and is a predicted model, not a curated record. Gene Ontology annotation, biological process: collagen fibril organization; peptidyl-lysine oxidation. Gene Ontology annotation, cellular component: membrane. The transcript is spliced from 14 exons. Gene Ontology annotation, molecular function: protein-lysine 6-oxidase activity; copper ion binding.
AGUGCUGGACCAGAGAUGUUCCCUCUGCAGGUGUAUCCUCUUACCUUCCUCCUCCUACUCUGCCUGCAAGUACCUAGCUGGGCAAAACAUCCCAAAAUUAAGCUGCGCUUGGUAGGGCCCAGGAGCCAAGCAGGCGAAGGGCGGCUAGAAGUGCUGUACAAAGGGCAGUGGGGCACAGUGUGUGAUGAUGACUUCAACAUCCAUGUGGCAAGUGUGGCCUGCAGGGAGCUGGGCUAUGAACAGGCCAUAAACUGGGCCCACAGCGCCAAAUAUGGCCCAGGAGAUGGCCCCAUCUGGCUGGACAAUAUGCGCUGCUCAGGUACUGAAAGCUCCCUGGCUGAAUGUGCAUCCAAUGGCUGGGGGGUGACUGAUUGCAACCACAAUGAAGAUAGUGGUGUGGUGUGCACAGGGCCACGCCGACUCAAUUCUGCUGCUUCACGUAUCCAGCUGCAGGGUUCAAAAGUAGAAGAGGUGCAGAUCAAGCCAAUACUGGCCCGGGCCAAAUUAAACUCCCCUGUCACAGAAGGUGCAGUAGAAGUAAAGCUCCAGGGACGCUGGCGUCAGGUGUGCGAUGCUGGCUGGACUCGAAACAACACGCGUGUACUGUGUGGGAUGCUAGGAUUCCCCUAUGAAGGACAGGUGGCCACAGGAUUCUACAGGAAACUCUGGAACCAGAAGCUGAAGGAUCCAAGGUCCAGCUUAAAAAGCCUGAGCAAGAAGAAUACCUUCUGGAUCCAUCAGAUUAAGUGCCUGGGCACUGAGGUUCACUUGGGUGAAUGCAAGCUGCAUGUGCUUCCCAAGGCUCAGAAUCAAAGUGCCUGCCCACAUGGUAUGCAUGCUUUGGUCAGCUGUAUAGCAGGUCCUGAAUUCCAGCCCAGGAAAGCCAAGCUAUCCAGCCAUGGCAAGCCUAAACAGGAACCCAAGGUGCGUCUCCGUGCAGGUGCACACGUAGGUGAAGGGCGUGUGGAAGUGCUAAUAGGUAGCCAGUGGGGCACUGUGUGUGACGAAGGCUGGAAUCUACCUGCUGCCAGCGUGGUGUGUCGGCAGUUGGGUUAUGGCACUGCACGAGAAGCUCUUUCUGGAGCACAGUUGGGCCAAGGCCUGGGUCCUAUCCACUUAACAAGAGUGCGGUGUAGGGGACACGAGCGAUCGCUGGUGGAGUGCAGAUCCCAAAAAGCAGCCCAGACAGGAUGCCGGCAUGACAAUGAUGCAGCUGUCCGCUGCAACGUACCCCAAACAGAUGCCCAACGUCAAAUCCGUCUAGCUGGUGGGCGCACUUCAGAGGAAGGUGUUGUGGAAGUACUGAUGCCCAGAGGAAGAGCCUUCCAUUGGGGUGCUGUGUGUGGAGAACACUGGGGACUCAAGGAGGCCAUGGUUGCUUGUCGGCAGAUGGGACUGGGCUUUGCAAGCCAUGCUCUCCAGGAAACAUGGUACUGGCAGGGCAAUGCAGAUGCUUCUGAGGUGGUGCUGAGUGGUGUGCAUUGUAAAGGCACAGAACUGUCUAUCCUGCAAUGUCAGCACCAUGGACCUGUGCAUUGCCCAAAUGGAGGGGGCCGUUUUGCUGCAGGAAUCACCUGCACCCGCAAUGCCCCAGAUCUGGUAAUGAAUGCCCAGCUGGUACAAGAGACAGCUUAUCUUGAGGACCGCCCAUUGAACAUGCUGUAUUGUGCCCAUGAGGAAGGCUGCCUUUCGGCCUCUGCUGACCGUAUGAACUGGCCAGAGGGGUAUCGACGCCUGCUGCGCUUCUCCUCUCAGAUUCACAACCUGGGUCGGGCUGACUUUCUUCCCAAAAGUGGCCGUCAUGCAUGGAUAUGGCAUGAGUGCCACAGACAUUACCACAGCAUUGAGGUUUUCACUCACUAUGACUUACUGACACUCAAUGGCUCCAAGGUGGCUGAGGGACACAAGGCCAGUUUCUGUCUGGAGGACACCAACUGCCCAGAAGGAAUGCCACGGCGUUUUGGCUGUGCUAAUUUUGGAGAGCAGGGUGUCAGUGCAGGCUGCUGGGACACAUACAGACAUGACAUUGACUGCCAGUGGGUAGAUAUCACUGAUGUGCCACCUGGGAGUUACAUAUUUCAGGUUGUUGUGAACCCUAAGCAGGAGGUAGCAGAGUCUGACUUUUCCAACAAUGCCCUUCGCUGUCAGUGCCAGUAUGAGGAACAUCGUAUCUGGUUGCAUGGAUGCCAUACAGGUGAUGAGUAUGGUGCCAAGAUAGAGUGGGAUGAGGAAGCACAGCAGAGACUGAGCAGCAAUUUUGUCUAAGGCAAAUAUUCCAGAAGCAGUUGGGAUUCUCUAAGGAACCUGGAUCUAGAUCUUCUCACAGCUCAAAGCAACACAACAAGGGCUAUGGCAGAAUCCAAGCAGGUGCUGACUAGCACAAGAACUAUACUCUGCAGAAAGAUUCUUUCAAGGCCCUCUUCCCUCCCUGACAUUUGCCCUGGGUUGACAUGCACAGCACUGCCACAUCCAGUCUAUAUGGCCAUGCUGUGGCUAUCACUCCUUUGCCCCACAUUACCCAGCCCAGCUUGUCUGGUCUGCUUUCUCUAUUUAUUGAGCUUGGCAGCUAUGGUCAAAUAUGGGACUGAAAUGACCUGAUGGGGGACACUGCAGUCUUUCUCAGGCCCAGCUAAGAAAGUAGCCCUGUGGCAAAGAGGACCCAUGCUCUUGCCUUGCUGGCAGAAGGGGUGUGUGAGUAGCACAGCCCAGAAAAACUACCUCAACCAGCUCCAUCUGUUGACAAGUUUUAUCUCAGGAGCUUGGUUCAUCUCCAGACACACCACAGCUGUCUUCUUUUCUGCCCCCACAUUUCCCCCCCUCCAAAGGCAUAGAGCACGCAAUAUGCCUGUAUCCCAAGCACCUACACCCUCCUCCCUGGCCCCCUUGCCUCUGGCACAGAAGAGCUAUCAUCCUGCCAUGGGCACAGACACCUCCACACCCAAGAAUCGAAGUCAGACCAAAGGAUGCAGAAUAGGCACCUAUGAGCCCUUCUGCGAGAAGGCACCGGUUGGGCCAUGCUAUAGUUUAAGUAUUAAGAGGUUAGGGAAGUGGAGUGGUAUUAGUAACUAUGGAGUCAGUAAUGUGCAAUGAACUGUGAUGGCUAAUAAUAGGGGGGGGGGGUAAAAUACUAUUUGGGGAACACUUGCUCAGGGAAGAAUCACAAAACUCUCCCAAGAGAAACAAAAGGUGCUAUUUUGUGUCACAUUUUGUGGAGUUUGACCCUGCCAAUAAAAG